AUGUGUGCAGCAAAAGGUAGAUUUGAUUUAACUAAACAAUCAUCAUCAUCAUCAUCAUCAGAUAAUGGUGCUCAUGUAUCAUCAAUUAAAUGUUGCCUACCUGUGCGCUAUAUUGUUGCCCUAUUGGUUAUGUUUAGUACAGUCAAUCUGUAUAUGUGCCGCUAUAACAUGAGCAUAGCUAUUGUUGCAAUGUCUAGGCCAUCAUCAUCAUCAUCAUCAUCGGCAAACAAAUCAAGCACCGGGACCACAUCAUCAAUGGCCAGUGAUGUUUGCGAUACCAGCAGCAGCAGCAGCACUGGUAGUAGUAAUACAUCAUCACCAACAACACCAUCAUCUACCAGUGCUGACCAUACGAUAAUGUUGGGUGAAUUUGAUUGGGACGAUAAAACCCAGGGCAUGAUAUUGGGAUCAUUUUUCUAUGGCUACAUACUGUUCCUUGUGGUCGGCGGUCGACUAUCCGAACUGUUCGGUGCCAAAUGGCUGUGUUCGGCCGGUAUCGGUAUGUCCAUAGUGAUCAAUGCCCUGACACCGGUCAUAGCCCGAUCCAAUCAAUACUGGCUAUUGUUGGCCAGUCGUAUUUUGUUGGGUAUAUUCCAGAGUUUUGUAUUUCCAUCGACGUAUGCCCUGUUUUCUAAGUGGGCACCCGAUCAUGAGCGCAGCACAUGUCUAUCGCUACCGUAUAUCGGCGGCAACAUCGGCUCAAUUGCGUCGACCGCACUGUCCGGCUAUCUGGCCGAACACGGGUUUGCCGGCGGCUGGCCAUCGGUUUUCUAUGUUUCUGCAAUACUGGCCACUGUUUGGCUAAUCAUAUGGACAAUUGUAGUCAAAAGCGAACCCAACGAUCAUCCAUGGAUUACCCGUUCAGAGCUCCGGUAUAUUAAAUCAAAUAUUAGCGGCGGUGGUGCCAGUGGUGCCAGUGAUGGUACCAAACCACCAGUUCCCUGGCUUAGCAUAUUUUCAUCGGUACCAGGUAUGUUUAUGUUUGGCUUCUACUCGGGAGGUGACGUACCCAUAGUUGCCGAUAUGACUAACCGAUUUGCGGCCACUGUUUUCGCUAUCGGCAAUACAAUAGCAUUUAUAUGCGGUUUUGUAACACCGUUGACCAUCGGCUCGAUAGUGUCGGCCGGCGGUCCCGAUCACCCGCGACGCCAAUGGUCGUACGUAUUCUACAUAUCGGCGGCCAUCAACGUUGCCGGCGGUCUAGUAUUCAUUGUGUUUGCAUCGGCCAGACAACAACACUGGGAUCGGCAGCCACUACUGGUUGCGGUAACUGAGGCCAACAGUAGUCCCGUAACAGCUACCGACGGCACAGUGUCCACGAUUUAG
Molecule: messenger RNA, 1326 nt
Organism: Oppia nitens
Lineage: Eukaryota; Metazoa; Arthropoda; Arachnida; Sarcoptiformes; Oppiidae
Product: putative inorganic phosphate cotransporter
Exons: 5
Coding region: 1-1326 (441 amino acids)
Biological process (GO): transmembrane transport; monoatomic anion transport
Molecular function (GO): transmembrane transporter activity
Source: RefSeq, a predicted model, not a curated record